ACACGCAAAGAAGGCUCCUGCGAAAGCUCGGCUCACCUCAAUUGACCUGCCGCUUUUUUCCACCCACCCUCCUCCCUUCCCCUCCUUUUCCCCAGCCCCGUUGCAUGAUGGUUAAAUAGCCUGGCCUUGGAACCCGCCAUUUUCUGUUUGGGGCUGGCGGGAAAAGCGGGAAGGGAGCGCAAGAGCAGCGCGAGCGCCGCCGCGGGACGACCAACGGCUUCCAACGGCCACUGACGCGCGCCAGGCGGACACUCAGCAGAUUUCCCGUGUUCUAAGGAUCGCCCAGGAUGGCUCGUACCAAGCAGACCGCCCGUAAAUCCACCGGUGGGAAAGCGCCCCGGAAACAGUUGGCCACUAAAGCCGCUCGGAAAAGCGCGCCCUCCACUGGUGGAGUGAAAAAGCCUCACCGCUACAGGCCUGGCACCGUGGCGCUGCGAGAGAUCCGGCGGUACCAGAAAUCCACAGAGUUGCUGAUCCGCAAGCUGCCAUUCCAGCGCCUGGUCCGUGAAAUCGCGCAGGACUUCAAGACGGACCUUCGGUUCCAGAGUGCUGCCAUCGGAGCUCUCCAGGAAGCCAGCGAGGCGUACCUCGUGGGCCUGUUUGAAGACACCAACCUGUGUGCCAUCCACGCCAAGCGGGUGACCAUCAUGCCAAAAGACAUACAGCUGGCCCGCCGCAUCCGUGGCGAGCGAGCUUAAAGCCCCGCUCUCCCCUCCCCCCUCGUCCCAGCAGCCCCCACCCCACCCCUCCUCGCUUGUGCAGUGUACUAGAAUACACUCCAGGGUUUGGGGUUUUUUGGGAGGGGGGGUUGUUUUUGUUUUUUUUGUUGGUUUUUUUCCGUUUCUCUCUCCUACUCCUGUUUGUAGUGGCUAGGACACGUGAGGAACAUGUUAGAUUAUCUAUCGUAGUGCCUCUCCGAGAUGUGGAGGCUUGAUUCCUAGUUCAUCAUGUACAAGCAAAAAAAAAAAAAGGAAGAAAAAAAAAAAGAAACCCUCUGAAACCCCCGCAAGACUUCUGGAUGUUAGUUUUUGUAAAAGUUUUUUUUUUCUUUUCAGAAUCGCAAAAAAAAAAAAAAAAAAGGAGAGGAAAAAA
Messenger RNA from Gekko japonicus, 1092 nucleotides. RefSeq names its product histone H3.3. The transcript has 4 exons. Lineage: Eukaryota; Metazoa; Chordata; Lepidosauria; Squamata; Gekkonidae. Gene Ontology annotation, molecular function: DNA binding; structural constituent of chromatin; protein heterodimerization activity. The record is from RefSeq and is a predicted model, not a curated record. Gene Ontology annotation, cellular component: nucleosome. The coding region runs from base 288 to 698 and encodes 136 amino acids.